Messenger RNA from Cyclopterus lumpus (lumpfish), 5495 nucleotides. It is a transcript of the gene epn2, whose product is annotated as epsin 2. Lineage: Eukaryota; Metazoa; Chordata; Actinopteri; Perciformes; Cyclopteridae. Gene Ontology annotation, biological process: endocytosis. The transcript is spliced from 10 exons. Bases 1081 to 2859 code for a protein of 592 amino acids. Gene Ontology annotation, molecular function: phospholipid binding; clathrin binding. The record is from RefSeq and is a predicted model, not a curated record. Gene Ontology annotation, cellular component: plasma membrane; endosome; clathrin vesicle coat.
UGCGUGUCCUCUGGUGAUGUCUCGGUCUGCGCUGCUAGCUUAAAGCACCGCCAGCUAGCUUAGGCUGCACGCUAGUUUUUCGGGACGUUUUGACGCAGAAAAAAAAAACCGCCGAAUAGUUGCGGGUUUAUUUGCGGAUGUAAUACACGGAACAGCUUCUGGUUCAAGCCUUGAAUGUGUCCAUUAAAACCAAAUCUGGCGUUUAAAGCGUUGCUAGCUUCGAUACAACUUUUUUUCCCUUCUUCUUCUUAAGCUAAGUUUAACUUUAAAUAACGGCUGGCGUUUGUGUUUAGGGAGCACGGAUAUGAAAGUGGUGGGACGUAAUAUGUAAUAAAACACACUUUUAAGUUAUUUUGUUUGUUCUUCCAAUCGCCCGAGUUGAGUGAACUAAAAUCAGCGCGAGCGAGUUAACGUUCGUUCGCUCGCUAGCUCGCGCUCAACUCGCUAACGGUUAGCGGUAACCGUUGGUAACGAGUAGACUGGUUUUAAAAGUGACGUUGCGCAAAACCCAGAAUUAUGUCGCAAUUGAACGAGGGCAUUAUAAGUGAAUUAAUUAAACGCAUAACUGCUCUCAUGUCGGCUAACGCUGCUUUAGCUCGCGCGCUAUCAAUCACAUCGAUUCAAUGAAACGCAGUGAUUUUGUUCUUUUUUGUACCUUCCUUUUUUGUUUGUUUAUAUCUUUUUUUGGAGUAACUUGAUUUGUAUAGUUUUCUUCUGUCGACGUGACGUGCUUUUGAAGACCCCGAGGCUGCUGAAUGAGAUCACACUAGUGGGAGUCACGACGGUGUGAUGGCGCGGCCAUGUGUGCAGCCAGCACUGUGCGUUUGGAGAUGGUUUUAACAGACGCCGCUCUGGAGGACUCAGGAACACUGCACUGGCCUGGAGAAGCCUCAUAAUAUACGCACACACACACACCUGCACACUAGAAGAUUUACACGUACACUCCGCCACCGUCGUGCCUUUAGAAAAGUACACAGGCGCAUAACGCAGGCUUCACCCGAAGAGCACACACACACACACACACACACAUUUACACCCGUCUGUAGCGAGCGUCAUCGGCGUCCCGUCCCCGCCGCCGCCAUGCCGAGCUCCACCAUCCGCCGGCAGAUGAAGAACAUGGUGAACAACUACUCUGACGCCGAGAAGAAGGUCCGAGAGGCCACCUCCAACGACCCCUGGGGCCCGUCGUCCUCGCUCAUGUCCGAGAUCGCCGACCUCACGUACAACGUGGUCGCCUUCAGCGAGAUCAUGAGCAUGAUCUGGAAGCGGCUCAACGACCACGGCAAGAACUGGCGCCACGUCUACAAGGCGCUCACCCUGCUCGACUACCUGAUCAAGACGGGCUCAGAGCGCGUGGCGCUGCAGUGCAAAGAGAACAUCUUCGCCAUCCAGACCCUGAAGGACUUCCAGUACAUCGACCGGGACGGCAAAGACCAGGGCAUCAACGUCCGGGAGAAGAGCAAGCAGCUGGUGGUCCUCCUCAAAGACGAGGAGCGGCUCAAAGGGGAGAGGUCUCAAGCUCUGAAGACCAAAGAGCGAAUGGCCCAGGUGUCCACAGGGAGCAGUCAGAUGGGCUUUGGCCGAGGCUCGUCUCAGCCCAACCUCUCCACUUCCUACAGCGAAGAGUACGGCAGGUCAGAGGGCUCACCUGCCUCCUACCACGGCUCGGCGGGCUCUCUCCGGGGCAGCGGCGUUAACAUGGGCUCUGAAUGUGUCUUGUCAGCCACGUCUCCCAACGCGGGCUCCGAACUGGAGCAGGCCAGACCCCAGACCAGCGGAGAGGAGGAGCUGCAGCUGCAGCUGGCUCUGGCCAUGAGCAGAGAGGCUGCAGAGCAGGAGGAUCGCGUACGCAGAGGGGACGACCUGCGACUACAGAUGGCCUUGGAGGAGAGUAAGAAAGGAGGUCCAGAAUCAGCGAAACUGGCCAAGAAGAAGAGAGAGCCGCAAUCCUCUCUGAUGGACCUGAUGAACGUCCCGGAGCCCAGUGCCAGUGCCCGUGCCAGCGCCGACCCCUGGGGCGUGGGGCGCGGCGCCGCCGGUGCUGCCGCCGCACCGGAGGACCCCUGGCACUCUUAUGGGUCACCUAAGCCAGCCUCCCCAGUGGACCCGUGGGGGGCCAAUCCUUCUGUCCCGCCCAUGAAGAGCAGUGAUCCCUGGGCAUCAAACUCCACUCCUGCCGCCGAUCCCUGGGGCUCCGCUGGCACCCGCCCUAAGACCUCCAACACAGGUAGCUUUGACCUGUUCAAUGCAUCCAACGGUACGUCUAAAGAGGACUUCUCAGAGUUUGACAGCCUGCGCUCUUCCUCCUCUGUCCCCACUGGCGACGUGGGCGGAGCCUCUAUCCUCUCCCAAGCCAGCCUCGCCAGCAGCGGCAGUCUGGACCUCUUCGACCCCCUGCCCAGCUCCAUGUCCAUGUCUGGCUUCUCGAACCCGACCAGGAAGACUCCAGAGUCCUUCCUGGGUCCCAACGCCGCCCUGGUCAAUCUGGACUCUCUGGUGACUAAACCGGCGCAGCCUCCGCCGGUCGUCAACCCGUUCCUGGCGUCAGGUGGCUCCGCUCCAGCUGCAGCAGCCCACGCCAACCCCUUCCAAGUGAGCCAGCCAGCGCCCCCCACCCUCAACCAGAUGCGGGUCAGCCCCAUGCCCUCCGGCUUCGGCGCCGUCGACACCAUGGCCGUCUCCACCGCGCUGCCGCCGCAGCCCAUCGCCAUGGUCCCCCUAGCCGGCAUAACCCGCCCUAUGCCCGGAAUGGGGAUGAAUACGGGGAUCCCGGCCAUGUCCCUCCCACAGCCCCUGAUGAGCAUGCCACCCCAGGCCGGGGGGCAGCCCGGCGGGACCACCAACCCCUUCCUUUUGUGAGGGGGAGGAGGGGGGUGACAGGAGGGCAGUAGCCCCUCCUCUCUCUCUUUCUCUCUCUCUCUUCCACUUUGGCUCCUGUAAGAAGCUUCAAAAUGAACAUGGAGAUGUCUUCUCCCAUUUAUCCCCUUUAUAACCAACUCCUAGCCAGGUCGUAGUCCCCCCCCCUGUAACACACUCCUUGACUCCUCCCCCCGUCUCUUUGUCUCAGUGCUACAAGCUGCCUAGUCCUGUGUGUUCCAUACUGAAGACGACGAUGUCUGUCAGACCGACAGAGUAGCGGUGGCGUUUACAGUUUUCUCCCACAGAGUCGGGACAGGAUCCAGUCUCUCCUCCCCUCGGGUCCACUCGCCUCCUCACUCCUUCCCUCACUCCUUCCCUCACUCCUUCCCUCACUCCUCCCCCUUCGGACUGCUCGUUUUCUUCUUCUGUGGUGGAGUGACAAGACAGUCUGACCAUACUAACGCCAGGAUCUUAUCUCUUCACUAGAGCUAAUCUUUUAUAAGCCCUGUCAGCCGGUGUGUGUGUGUGUGCGUGUGCAUGUGAGCACGUGUGUAUGUGUGUGUGUGCGCACAUCUCAGUACUUUCACACUGUGUAUAUUCCAGUGGGUUUUACUUAUAUACACACUGGAGUACGGAUGAGAGAUGGUCAGAUGUGUUUAUACUCUCAUUUGUGAAUGUGUGUGUGUGUGUGUGUGUGUGUGUGUGUGUGUGUGUGUUACUAAGCAGGGAUUUUGCACAAACAUGUCUUUUUUUUUUCUUCCGUCAGCGACCGUUGGGCUCACCGUUACACCUUAGCUAAGGGAGGGAGGCUCAGACCACACACUGCCUCGUCAUUCGGUACCACUCCGUCGUAACUCUUGUCUGGUCACUUCCUGUCAGUCAAACUUGGACUCCACCCCCACCCACCCCUUGCAUCCUCCACGUGAACUUUGACCUCCGGGGGUCACGGGACUAACGAUGAACACUUAUCAAAAGGGGGUCACCCCCAUUGUCCUAGGGGUUGAAAAAAUGCGUAAAGCAAUGUUGUCGUGUGUACGCGUACGUGCACGUGUACCGUUACCGCUCGGAUACUAACAGCCACAUGAUAAUGUAACCGUCACUAAAUCUCCCCAUCGUGUGUUUUAAAGAAAGAGACAUGAGCUGUGAUGGCGUCAGUAUUCUGCUAUCUGAACAUAUAGAUGCAGUGAUGCAUCAUGGGACAGUUUUUUUUUUUCUUCUUCUUUUUAGUUUGUUUCUAGGAUCAAAGGGAAGGGGGGUAGGUCGUGUGUGUGUGUGUGUGCGCGCACCGUUUGCAUGAGAGAUGCGUUUAGCUACCAAGUGUACUUUUAAUGAGCAAGUUUCUUAAUUAUUUAGUUUUCAUUCAAGUGAAAAAUGUAGUUUAAAGUCAAAACGGGGGGAUAACGUAGACAUCUGCAGCCUUAAGAGAGAGCAUGUGUGUGAGUGUGUGUGUGUGUGUGCGCGUCGUGUGUGUGUGUGUGUGUGUGUGUGUGCAACCACAUAUCAAGGAGCAUUACGAUGGUUUUCAGAGACGGCUCCGGGUUUAAAGAGCAUGUCGGCCGCUCGGCAUCGUGAAGCGUUUACCUCCCGAGGGGAUUUACUGCGGCUAAUCUACCCACAAGAACAUCACCUGGUGGACACACACACACACACACACACACACGGUUGUUUCAGGAUGGGUCUAUUGAUAGCACAGGGAAUCCCGCAGUAAACAACAGCGAGACGUGUCGUGUAAACAGCAGUUGUUACUUUUGUUUUUCUGUUAUUUACUCGUUAGAUGUAAAUCUAUAGCCGAGUCUUUCAGAGCGGUGUACUAGCGAAGCCGUGUAUCAUCUUCAUUCUCUCUCUCUUUUGUCUAUUUUCCCUGAUCGUAGUUUUGUUUUUUUCACCCUAUGGGAUGUAAUUCUCUUCUCUCAGGGUGUCGUACUUUGAGUAGUUUUGAACAGUAGGGUCACACUUCACUGACGUUUUCUUUCCUUCUUCUUCUGUUUAUGGAUUCAUUGUUGUAAGCGUUUUAUAUUUCAGAGCUAUCUUACAGUUUGUUCAGGAUCGAUGGAAGAAAGUGUUACUGUCGGCUGAAUAUCGGCACGUUUACCGACAGCGAGCCGAGCGUCUCUUUGUCUUCUAUCGGUUGCAGAAAGAUGAAAUAUAGCUGAUGAAUUCUUGUCCUUAGGUCACUUGUGCUCCCUUCUCGUCGGUUCUGUUUAUCACUGCCAGUGUUAUAACUGUGGAAGGGGUGUUUAUUUCCUUUUGGUGUGAGUUGGCGCCCCCUCCUGGUCUGCUGUGGUAUGAUAGCUACGCCAGCAGGACCCUUGGUGUUUCCACUAAACACAGACCUUCAUUUCUCUCAGGCAAAAGGAGGGGCAGCUCCAACCGUGUGUAUGAUUUUAAAGAUUAUGAUGAUGAUGGUGAUGAUGCUGAGGGUGGUGAUGAUGACUUUUAUGCUUUGGGGGGUCCGGAAUGAAUGGAUGCGACACUUACGUGCAGACCAGCAAACAUUUUUAAUCUCAACUAAAUAUAUGCAAAAAUUGGGAGUUUAAAAAAAACAAACAAAAAAAGAUUUAAAGACUUGACGCUUGAUGUGUUUUUUUGCAAAGUUUCGGUUUGCUAAUAAAGUCUUGUUUAUGGAAAUGCUACCA